Messenger RNA from Mycena citricolor, 743 nucleotides. The record is from the annotation of a GenBank genome assembly. NCBI's taxonomy places the organism in Eukaryota, Fungi, Basidiomycota, Agaricomycetes, Agaricales, Mycenaceae.
AGUUCUGUCCAAUGCCCGCAUCCCAGACUUUGGCUCCUGUUCCAGGCGGCGAAGAAGAUCGCAGAAAGCGGCGUCGCAACAGAACAACUCACUCGUGCCUAAACUGCCAUGCUACCAAGCGUAUGUGCGACAGGAAGCGACCUUGCACACGCUGUGUUCAGUCAGGGAUGGCUUCUCAUUGCACUUAUCAGACAGAUGCAGCAGUCGGAUUCGAUCCCACCCCCAAGCAUGACAAAAGUGCGCUGCUGGCACGCAUUGCUGAGCUGGAACGGAUGGUUGAAGAGCUGAGGGCAUCCACUAUCCCACAUACGCAAAGAGAAGAGCCUCGGAAUUCGACUGCAGAAUCUGGCCGCGGCCAUACGAUGCCUGAUACUUGUCCCUCCGUUCCAGCGGAGCAUUGGCUGCGACAUGCGCCCGAGAGGGAACUGUCCUUUACGAGCCCUCAUCCUUCCUCCCACUCUUCAGGUCAGGCCCCAGGCUAUCUCGAAUCUAUUUUUCCGCCUUACAGUAACGAGAUAUCGCAUGGAAAUCUCGCUUGUCACUGUCUCAGUGGGGCCGAUCAUCAUUGUUCGGCCAUGGAGCUCUCGUCAAGACUGAGAAGAGCCGCCGACAUCCUCAAUCUCAACAACAUGACCUCAGUGACGAAAUCGACAGCUGCACCACCACCGCAGUAUCUUGACGCGUAUAUGACUGGCAUGCGCGCAUUCAGAAAGUGCGCACUUCUCUCUUUCCGUUCUUCAUGA